CUCUUCUUAUGUUCAUAGUAAGUUUUUGUUUUAUCUUCAACAGAUAAUGAACCAAACAGAUACUUCACUUCAACACCAUCAUCUCCGAUGCCAAUAACAAACAUCGUUUUCGACACGAAGAGUAGUACCUCGAGAGGUAGAGAGAAUACCAAGAAGAUGUCGAGACAGAGAAAGCGCUCAUCGCCACAAGCUAAAGAUGUUCUUGUCAAAAACAAGAUGGUGACAAGGACGACGGAUGAUUCGAGUUGGCCACAGUUUGAAGAUGAAGACUACAUUGUCUUCUGUUUCAAAGAAGAUGGAGCAUUUGAUGUUAUAAAGAAUGGGAAUAAUUCAGAGACUUCUUCCCAUUGCAUUGAUUUGGUUUCUACAAGUUCAAGACCACUUAAUUAUAGUGAAGACGAUAAAGCAGCCAAAAGAUACAACAAUGGAGGUCACAUCAGAUCAGGCCAAAAGGAGGAUGAAGAGGAAGAAAUAGAGAAUAUUUACAAGGAUAAAGAAGAGAACAGAAUGGCAAAUCACAUUGAUGUGAUCAAUGACAAUCCGAUUGAGGAAGUGCCUACCGAAUCAAGCGACUCGAAUCAUUCAGAUGUCAGCAAUGGAUCCUUCGCGUUUCCUGUGUUGGGAUGGGAAUGGAGUGGAAGCCCUGUGCAAAUGCCAAAAUCAAAAGGUUUGCGGCUGAGAAAGCACAAGGCGCGGUGUGCAGGAUUUCAGUACUGUUGUAAAUUCUGAAACAGAAACUGAAAUUAGGAUUUCAUUUAUCUCAAUGUCAUUCAAAUCACAAACGAGAUUCAGACUUUGUUUCGAAUGACGAAGAAGCAUCUUCUGUUAUUUAGUGUUCAAGAGUCUUGAA
This is a messenger RNA of Benincasa hispida (wax gourd), 850 nucleotides long. Lineage: Eukaryota; Viridiplantae; Streptophyta; Magnoliopsida; Cucurbitales; Cucurbitaceae. The record is from RefSeq and is a predicted model, not a curated record.